This is a messenger RNA of Emiliania huxleyi CCMP1516, 1380 nucleotides long. RefSeq lists its product as hypothetical. NCBI's taxonomy places the organism in Eukaryota, Haptophyta, Isochrysidales, Noelaerhabdaceae. The transcript has 4 exons. The record is from RefSeq and is a predicted model, not a curated record. The coding region runs from base 1 to 1380 and encodes 459 amino acids. Gene Ontology annotation, molecular function: protein binding.
AUGUCGACCACUGGUGCUCUCAUCUUACGGCUGUCGGACGACCUGGUCCUCCACGUCUUCAGCUUUCUGCGCGCUGAGAUGCUGGCGCGAGUCUGUGCGCUCAGCAGGCGGAUGUGUGCCAUCGCAUCGGAAGACCUGCUGUGGUAUGGGCUGCUCUGCGAGGAGCUGGGCCACGGCCGGCUGCCCGGCCCAUCCAUGUCCCACGUCGUGGGCGAGUGGAGGCGCCGCUGGAUCGCCUGGCGCCGGCUCGAGGUCGUUGGCUGCGAGACCCGCUCUGUGCAGGGCGAGGAGGAGGAGGCACGCUUCCUCCACCGCGCGGCUUGCCCGACCGGACGCCUCAUGUACGUCUUCGGCGGCCAGGGCGAGGCUGGCGAGUUCAACGACAUGUGGGUUCUCGACAAGCGCGUCGCCCUCUCCGAGGCGACGGCGCCAGGCUCGCCUCCGCGGGCGCGGCGGCGGGCGUGGCGGCGGGUGGAGGUGCCGUCCGACACGCCGGCGCCGGUGCAGCGCCAGUCGGCCACCCUCACCGCCGUCGGCAGCCAGCUGCUCAUGUUUGGCGGGCGGUGGGGCGAGUCGGUCUUUCUGAACGACGCGUGGCUGUACGACACGCUGCGCGGGCGGUGGCAGUGCGUGCACGAGAGCGAGGAGACGUACGCGGAGCUGGAGGCGCCGCCGCCGCGGGCCGACCAGCCCUGCCCCCGCUGGGCCCACUCCGCCGUCCGCUUCGGCCGCCGCGUCCUCGUCUUUGGAGGCUCUGCGCCGGGGCGCUGCUUUAGCGACCUCCACUGGUUCGACCUGGCGACGUGCAAGUGGAGCCGGGUGGCGCCCGAGGGCCGCUCGCCCGCGCAGCGGUCGGGUCACUGCGCGUGCGCCGUCGGCGACGCGUCCAUGUUCGUCUUCGGCGGCAACACCACCCGCGCCUCCUUCAACGACCUGUGGGAGUUUCAGGUCGACCUCAACCGCUGGCGGCCGAUCAAGGGCUCCGGCGCCGCCCCCUCCGGCCGCGUGGGUCACACCAUCACGUCGGUCGGCUCGCGGCUGCUCGUCCUCGGCGGGCGCGAGUACGCGACCAACCAGUUCGACCGCGUCCUCCACGCCUUCGACACUUCCACCCGGCGCUGGUCGCAGGUCCCGCUCCGGCAGCGCGGCGCCGCGGCCGGCCAGGGCGCGAGCUGCGCCGCCGCCGAGUCCGAGUCCGAGGAGGCGUCCGUCCCCGUGCUGCGGACCGGCCACUCGACCGACGCCUUCGAGGGCAAGCUGCUCGUCUUUGGAGGGCUGUGCAACGACGGCUCCUACCUCGGAGACGUCACCGCCGUCCACCUGAUCGAGCCAAAGGCGCCGGCCGACCGCACCGCCGCCGCCGCAGCGACGGCAGCCUGA